Saccharomyces mikatae IFO 1815 is the source of this 672-nucleotide messenger RNA. It is a transcript of the gene SPO19, whose product is annotated as Spo19p. The transcript has a single exon. The record is from RefSeq and is a predicted model, not a curated record. The coding region runs from base 1 to 672 and encodes 223 amino acids. NCBI's taxonomy places the organism in Eukaryota, Fungi, Ascomycota, Saccharomycetes, Saccharomycetales, Saccharomycetaceae.
AUGAGAAAACAAAUUUUAAUGGUUGUAGCACAAGGUGUUCUAUAUUCUACCGUUUUUGGUGAGCGAACAAACAUUGGGCUUUCCACUGAAGAACUGGGGGGUGAUUCAAUUCUAUAUUUUAAUGAAGACCCGAUAAUAGUAGAGAUCGAUAAAAAAGCCAUAGACAAGAAGGCUCUGGAACAAUUGGCAAGCACUAGAAAUGUUGUUCUUACCGAUCUACCAGACACUCUUGAGUUUAUAGACUUCAAAGAGUACGCAAAAAUGAAAUCUAAAUCAGAUAUGCUGCUAGAGUACAUCAACGAGUACGAAUUUGAUGAUUUUGAAAGAAGUUCUAUGGGUGCUAUUGAUGAAGAAGAGGAAGAAGAUUUAAUCUAUGAUUUUAACGUUCAGGCGGAUGAUAUGGGCAAGCUAAAUGCGAAUAUUUACGAACUAGUAGAAGAAAAAGAUAUAUCCAACACUCUCGAAAAAAACGUUACCAACUCAAACGCAUCUGUGUCAACUACUACUGUUGGUCCUUCAAUAACAUCUCAUUCCUAUGUUGCUUCCUCUACCUCUUAUUCCAAUGUUUCAAUAUCGGAUGAGGACUAUGACAACGCAGGCACAUUUUUGACUCCAACAACGGUGGCAUUAGCGGUGAUGUUAACCAUUCUAUUAUUUAUACAGACCUAUUAG